This is a messenger RNA of Syzygium oleosum, 2295 nucleotides long. RefSeq names its product sodium/proton antiporter 1. The transcript is spliced from 10 exons. The record is from RefSeq and is a predicted model, not a curated record. The coding region runs from base 160 to 1938 and encodes 592 amino acids. Gene Ontology annotation, cellular component: membrane. Gene Ontology annotation, biological process: transmembrane transport; sodium ion transport. NCBI's taxonomy places the organism in Eukaryota, Viridiplantae, Streptophyta, Magnoliopsida, Myrtales, Myrtaceae. Gene Ontology annotation, molecular function: antiporter activity.
CUCCCAAACGACGCUUCUUUCGUUUAUCCUUUCCCAGAUUCUUGCGUCUUGAGUCUUCCCUCAUCAAAUCAGCUUCAUCACUUCAAGAAAAUAAUCCAAAGCGCAAACCUUUUCUGGGUAUAGCUUCGAUCUCUACAGGAAAAAAAGAUCGAAACUUUAAUGGCGUGUUUCUCAGCCGGGACCACCCAUGUCUCCCCUUCCCGCCCCUUCCCGCGGCGCGAAUUGCUUCCGCCGUCACCCAUUUCGCUCCUCCGCGCAUACCCUUCACUGCCCUCUUCCAAGCCUCUGUUCGGCUCGCCCCUGUGCGGCUCCAGGAGCUCGAGGCUGCUCCGGAGUGGCAUUCUUGCUCGAGCCGAAGAGAAAGCCAAAGGGUCGUCGCCGCCGUCGCCGCCGCCGUCGUCUUCGGUUCAGCAACGGCAAGCUCAACCCAAUUCGGAGGAGCGGGUCAAGGACCUUACAUCAUCUGGGUCAUGUGAUCCCCUAUGUUCAGUUGAUGAAGUAAGCUCACAGGAAUUUGAAGUUUCAUAUCAACCGAAGACUGAUUUGGUAAAAGCUCUAGCAAUUUUUGCUGCAGCUGCCACAGGAGCUGUAGCCAUUAACCACUCAUGGGUUGCUGCCAAUCAGGAUCUUGCUAUGGCAAUUUUAUUUGUAUUAGGAUACGCAGGCAUAAUCUUCGAAGAAUCUUUAGCCUUCAAUAAAAGUGGAGUGGGAUUAUUGAUGGCUGUGAGCUUAUGGGUAGUGCGAAGUAUUGGGGCUCCAUCAACUGAUGUAGCUGUCUCAGAGCUGAGACAUGCAUCAGCUGAAGUCAGUGAGAUAGUCUUUUUCUUGCUUGGUGCAAUGACCAUCGUGGAGAUAGUAGAUGCUCAUCAAGGAUUCAAGCUGGUUACAGACAAUAUAACUACUCGGAAGCCACGUACUCUUCUCUGGGUGGUUGGUUUCGUGACAUUUUUCUUAAGUUCUAUCCUGGACAACUUGACAUCUACAAUUGUCAUGGUGUCCUUAUUGCGGAAGCUAGUUCCUGCUUCCGAGUACCGCAAGCUUCUUGGAGCUGUUGUGGUUAUAGCAGCAAAUGCUGGUGGUGCAUGGACUCCCAUAGGCGAUGUUACUACCACUAUGCUUUGGAUUCAUGGUCAGAUAUCCACAGUGCAGACAAUGAAGGACUUGGUUCUCCCCUCAGCAGUUUCUCUAGCCGUCCCACUGGCUCUUAUGUCCCUUACCAGUGAAGUUAAUGGGAAGGGACAGGAGUCUACCGAUGUUUUGGCAUCUGAACAGAUGGCUCCUCGAGGACAGCUUGUUUUCUCUGUGGGAAUAGGCGCACUGAUCUUUGUUCCAGUAUUUAAAGCUUUGACUGGUCUGCCUCCUUACAUGGGUAUGUUGCUCGGACUUGGAGUUCUUUGGAUUCUAACAGAUGCAAUCCAUUAUGGUGAAUCCGAGAGGCAAAGGUUGAAAGUACCGCAGGCUUUAUCUCGGAUUGACACUCAAGGAGCCCUUUUCUUCCUUGGAAUUCUUUUAUCUGUAAGCAGCCUGGAGGCUGCAGGACUUCUCAGGGAAUUGGCGAAUUACCUUGAUGCACAUAUUCCUAGCAUCGAACUGAUUGCUGGGUCAAUUGGGGUGGUUUCUGCAAUUAUAGACAAUGUUCCGCUGGUUGCUGCAACAAUGGGGAUGUAUGAUCUGACCUCGUUCCCGCGGGAUUCAGAGUUUUGGCAGCUAGUUGCCUAUUGUGCUGGCACUGGUGGGUCCAUGCUAGUUAUUGGCUCAGCGGCUGGUGUGGCAUUUAUGGGGAUGGAAAAGGUGGACUUCUUUUGGUACUUUCGAAAGGUGAGUGGUUUUGCUUUUGCGGGCUAUGCUGCUGGGAUUGCUGCCUAUUUAGCUGUUCAUAAUCUCAACAUCUCUCUUCCGACGACUCUGGCUCAUGUCCCGUUCCUUUCUGGUUCUUGAAACUAUUCCCUGAGCAUGGACUUGGUAUUUGGGAGAUGGAACAGAAGCCGUCUCUUUCAAGAUUAUGAGUACUUGCUCUGCUGUUGAUCUACUAUUGAGCUCAAGCGGCAUGUACCGUACCAAAUGGGGAUCGCAUUCUCCGAGAACAUAGGAUACAUCAGAAAGAGUUUAGAGUCUAUCGCAGUUCGCAGUGCAAAGGUUUUUUGUCUCUUUUUGUCUUGUCUCGAUGAAAGCCAUAAGGUUCCGCAUGAUGGAAGUUGCUGGAUGGAAAAACACUAUUAUUGUACUUAAGCAAAACAUACCGAAGCACAAAUUCCAGGAGUUGUCAUGUAUAUGGCAUCUCUGUUAUUACACAAA